Messenger RNA from Malurus melanocephalus (red-backed fairy wren), 3752 nucleotides. It is a transcript of the gene IMPACT, whose product is annotated as impact RWD domain protein. Gene Ontology annotation, molecular function: protein binding. Gene Ontology annotation, biological process: regulation of translational initiation. The coding region runs from base 3 to 965 and encodes 320 amino acids. The record is from RefSeq and is a predicted model, not a curated record. The transcript has 11 exons. NCBI's taxonomy places the organism in Eukaryota, Metazoa, Chordata, Aves, Passeriformes, Maluridae. Gene Ontology annotation, cellular component: cytoplasm.
CGAUGGCGACGAGUGACACGGGAAGGGCCCAGCAGCAGAUUGAUGAAAUUGAAGCCCUUUCGUCUAUCUAUGGUGACGAUUGGUGUGUUGUUGAUGAAGAUGAAAAGAUCUAUUGCAUUAAGAUCACUGAUUGUCUGGAUCAACCAAAAUGGACCCUCUGUUUGCAGGUGAUUUUGCCACCAGGAUAUCCAACUUCAGAGCCACCUAUYUAUCAACUAAAUGCYCCUUGGCUUCGAGGACAAGAUUAUACGGAACUAGCAAAUAGCUUGGAAGAAAUUUAUGUACAGAACCUUGGUGAAAGUAUACUAUAUUUGUGGGUGGAGAAGAUACGAGAAGUUCUGAUAGAAAAGGCACAGUCUUCAGAUCCAGAACCAGAUAUUAAGAAAACCACUGAAGAAGUUGAUGAAGAUGGUGAAGAUGACUUUUUCCUAGACUAUCAGCCCGUUCAGGAAGAUCAAAUUAAAGUGUUAAAUUAUGUGACAUCUGAWAGUCAGGAAGAUGAAGAACUGCCACCCAUACAUCAUGGAAACCCAAUCACAGAUCGAAGGAGCACUUUCCAGGCACAUCUGGCUCCAGUGGUGACAACCAGACAAGUAAAAAGAGUUAUUGAAAAAUUAUACGAGAACAAGAAAAUUGCAAGUGCUACCCACAACAUAUAUGCAUACAGAAUAUACUGUGAAGAUAAGCAGACAUUCCUACAGGAUUGUGAAGAUGAUGGAGAGACAGCAGCGGGUGGACGUCUUCUUCAUCUUAUGCAGAUUUUGAAUGUCCACAACGUGUUAGUUGUGGUGUCCCGCUGGUAUGGAGGCAUUCUCUUGGGACCAGAUCGUUUCAAACACAUAAACAAUUGUGCAAGAAAUGUACUGGUGGAAUAUGACUAUGUGCCAGCAAUGGAAGAAUCAUCUAGACAGUCUGGAAAGAGCAAAAAGAUAAGGAAGGACAACAAGAAGAGAACAGAACACUAAUUUAUUUUUAAAAAAUCUUUAAGAGAAUAUUUUGCACAUAUUUAUACAAAGAAAACCUGKACCUUGUUGCCUUAUCUGAUAGAAUGGACAUGUUGUGUUCAGAAGAGAAUUUAGUAAAGCCAUAGAUAUAUUUUUAUCUUGUUUUGUGAUUUCUUCUGCUGUUCUGAAGUAGAGCUUAGACACAAGUUUUCUGUUUCUUACACAUUUGAGCUCCUUGUUAGGAGCACAGUGCAUCRUCUGGAACCACUACUCCAUCCUACCCCUUCCCACCAAAAAACAGUUGACUAAUUGAAAAYGUAGAUUUCUCAUCUUCUCCAUUCCUGGUUUUGAAUACCUGUCUUGUAUUAUUAAUUGAGUUCUUUAGUUUGUUGUAUUGAGAAUAGGACUAGAGUCAUUCAUACACCAGGUCGUUUACAAAGUUUUUGAUACUCUUUUGUGAAAGGAAGGCGUGGGGUCAAGUUCUGUGUUUGGAGUGCCUGAUCCUGCCUGUGCAAUUCCUGAUCAAAAUAGAUAGGGCCAGCUUGGUGAACAUGGGCAGUGAGCUAAGAAAUGUGAUCAAACUGCUCAGAAUUUUUUCGAGCAUUUUUCUCUGAUGGUUGGCACUCCAGGAGCCUGUUGAAAAGAUGAGAAUUUAGUGUUGCAUAAUUAAAGGAACCAGUGAAAGAGGCCAUACACAUCAUCCACUCAGUAAGCAAAGUGAAUUCCCCCGUCCUUUAAAAUGUCUGGAAAUGACCCAUCAGAGUGGUAAUGCAUAUGUAUUUUCACAUAAUUUCUUUCAUAGAAAGUGUGAAGUGCUGUCUGUCUUGCAGACACUUUUGGUUAGAGAAGUUUCAUUCUCUUCCUAUUUUUGUUUGCAAGUAUUUCCYAAGUUUAAACUUCCUUUAUUCUAAGAGGAUCCCACAGGGGAAAAAGAUUACAAAAAUGUCUGCCAACAACUCUUUUAAUUCUGCUAAGACAUUAUUUUUAAUGUUAAACUGAAGCAGCAGUUUUAACCAUUUUUGUAAUCAAAAACUGUAAGUUUUUUUAAGACAUACUGCCUACUUGUGGCAGAAUUUGAAAUUUCAUUAUCUGGCAAAAUGAAAAAGGGAUUGUAGAAUUAAUUUAUAUCUAAAGUACAGUUGCCUGUCACAAAAAUAUGUCAAGAAGAGUCAAACAUGAUCAUUAGCCACAUAAGGAAAACAUGGAUUUUUGCUUUUAUUUUGUCUUUUUUGGCUACUCUUACCUUUUAUUUUACUGUUUUUUCCUUGUUAUUCUUAAAAUGAAUGGGCAGUAUAGCUGAAAACAUGUUAGCCUUUUGGUGUGUUCAUCUGUGCUAUGUGUUUAUUGCCUAGCAUGUCUGUUUCAGUAAAAAAAUAAAGUUUAGUAGCUACUUCUAUAUUUUCCUAGCUAGAUGUGAUCUAGACUGAUUUAAUCAUAGUCAUAGCCACACACACAAAAAAAAUCUCUAAAAGCUCAUAAAGUGGGUGUCCUAACAGACUUCAUGUGGGUAGAUGCCUUGUGACACACAGACUUUCCAAGCAUGGUGGAAGAGUUGGAUAUUUAAGAUUUCAAGAAAUCAAGCUAGAUCUAAGAUCCAGUAAGAAAUUUUGAGGGAGAAGGAAUAAAAUUGGUAGCUAUAUACUUCUGGAAAGCACUCCAAUAUUUAAGCCAUGUGGCAAGGUCAGCUGGUUCUCAUGAGAAACAGUGAAACUGCUGAAUUUCCUSUUGGGGCUUCAGUAUGGCUGACACAAGAAAGGCUACUGGUAUUAGUAAUUGUGCCAUAUUGUGUUUUCUGCAGUACCUGGACAUGAAAUAAAGCUUAAACCAGUAAUGGACGUACAUGCUGUGAAGAUAUUUGUAUGGAUAAUAAAGUUUUGCAUUUUUGUACUGCUGCCAUUCAAACAUUUAGUAGAAGCACUUGGCAAAUGCUAAUUAAUUUGUUCCCACAUCAGAGGCAAAAGCAUGACAGCCAACGUUUUUCAGAUUUAAGUAUCUAAAAUUAGACACCAAAGUGUUUUUAAAAUSCAUAAUAAAAAUGAUUGAAUUUUUACAACUGUAGAAUACUCACAGCUCUCUGCAAGUGGCUCCAUUACUCAUGCAAAAUGUAAGCAUUUGUGGAAGACAAUUUUUCACACCAGUGUGAAAGAAAAGCCUCAUCCUGUUAAAGUUAAUUACCAAGCUCUCAUUCUCAUUCAGGGAGUCCGUAUUUAGUUCCAUGSUUCUGGGGCUACAGCAGCUGAUGCWGUGUCACUGAGGCUGCUGGUAAUAUUUUUKAAACUGAUUUUGGUGAGAGUUUUGAACUGAUCUCUGAGAGUUGGACCAUUACAGGUUAACUGCUCUGGUAAGUAAUUAUAUGAAUGGUUAUUUACAUCGUAUUAGUUUUCAGCCCCAGAAUCCACAAAAAGCAGAACAGCAACAGAAGARCAAAGUUGACCAUGCAUUUGAUCAGCAAAAAAAUUUAAUACUGUAGAGAGAGAGACCACAGUCUUGCUGAAUUGCAACAAUGUCAGAUAAACAAGGAUGAAAUCAUAGUUUAAAUUCUCAAUAAAAUACAUAUACACAGGAUUAAGAAAAAAAAUUUAGAAAAUGUUGUAUGUAGUGCUAGCAGGCAAAACACAUCAGGAARGGAGGGGGGAAAGCAAGAGGGAACCUCAAAUCAGCCCUCCUAACCUCCAUAGAUAAGAAUCAGGUUGCUUARAGAAGAACUUGCAUUUUAAAAUAUGAGCUUGAAAAAGCCACAUAUUUCUUAACCAGAACUCUGCUAGAGUUCUACAUGCUAUAAAAAUUUCUAAGAUAACUAGAUUUAUC